AUGUACAUAAAUAUUUGUCCUGGUUGGUGUUUUUCUUCUAACAUCUCAAAACAUGCAGGGGGAAGGAUAGUUAUUGGGUGGAACCCAAACUGCUUCACUGUCAAUAUUGUCUCCAUGAUUAGCCAACUCAUCCACUGUCAAAUCAUUACUGGCAGUAGGAAAACAAGUUUUGAUUGCACUUUUGUGUAUGCCAUGAAUGAGGCAAGGGAUAGGAGAGUUUUGUGGGAUGAUUUGGAGGUGAUUUCUAGAAGUGUUGGAGGUGCUUGGAUCUGUAUGGGGGAUUUUAACAAUGUCCUCAAUUUGACAGAUAGAAUAGGUAGCCUUGUAAGACUUGGAGAGGUUCAACCUAUGAGAGCUUGCUUCUCAAACUGUGCCAUUGAAGAUUUUAAGACUGCUGAUUGUUUCUAUGCCUGGACAAAUACACAAGAAGGUUCCCAUAGGGUCAUGUCAAAGAUUGACAGGGUGGUGGCAAACCAGCUGUGGUUAGACAUGUUUAGUGAUGUAGUGGAAAAUUUUCUUCCUGAGGGGAGUUUUGUCCAUUGUCCUGCUAUCAUUCGUACCUACAAUCAUGAUGGCUCUCAUAAACCUUUCAGGUUUUAUAAUAUGUGGUGCAAUUCACCACAGUUUGAUGAGAUAGUGCAACAGGCUUGGAGAGUUGAUAUUACUGGUUGUGCAAUGUUUAGAGUUUUCCAGAGGUUGAAACUGCUGAAAAAAGAGUUCCAUAAGUUGAACAAAGAGGCCUUCAGUGAAAUCCAUGCUAGAGACACUACUGCUCUGGGUGAUCUGGUGGAAACACAGCAACAACUUCACCAGAAUCCUAUGAAUGAUGACCUCAGAGUAACAGAAAGAGAAAAAGCCAAGGUGGAUUGGCUAACUACUGGUGAUGAAAACACCAGGAUGUUCCAUCAAAGUUUGAAGGAAAUAAGACAAAAAAAUGCCAUAUACUCUAUUAUUGAUAGCAAUGGAGCAUGGAAAGAUGACCCCAUGGAGGUGAAAAAUGAUUUCUUGGAGUACUACAUGCAGCUGUUAGGCACCACUCCCCCAUCCAAAACUCAUGUGAAACCUAAAAUCAUUGCUAUGGGACCUGUGAUCAAUGAGAACCACCAUCUGUGA
This is a messenger RNA of Spinacia oleracea (spinach), 1113 nucleotides long. RefSeq lists its product as uncharacterized. Lineage: Eukaryota; Viridiplantae; Streptophyta; Magnoliopsida; Caryophyllales; Amaranthaceae. The transcript has 2 exons. The coding region runs from base 1 to 1113 and encodes 370 amino acids. The record is from RefSeq and is a predicted model, not a curated record.